Molecule: messenger RNA, 2418 nt
Organism: Pogona vitticeps (central bearded dragon)
Lineage: Eukaryota; Metazoa; Chordata; Lepidosauria; Squamata; Agamidae
Source: RefSeq, a predicted model, not a curated record
AUGGGCGCCUAUCAGAAACACCAGGACGUGAUUAGUCAGGUUUUGCCUGAUGCGACGACAACUGCUUUUGAGUAUGAAGAUGAGGAUGGUGAUCGAAUUACAGUCCGAAGUGAUGAAGAAAUGAAAGCUAUGUUGUCUUAUUACUACACUACUGUAAUGGAGCAACAAAUAAAUGGACAGUUAAUAGUGCCUCUGCAGAUCUACCCAAGAGCCUGCAAACCUCCUGGGAAACGGAACAUACAUGGCCUGAAGGUAAAUACGCGAGCAGGGUCUGCUAACAAUAGCAGUGCAGCAGUUCCAGACUCCCUUCCGAGCAAUAGUUUGAAGAAGUCCUCAGCAGAACUGAAGAAAAUAUUAGCUAAUGGCCAGAUGAAUGAACAAGACAUACAGUAUCGAGACAUCCUCGGUCAUGGCAAUGGAGGAACCGUCUACAAAGCAAACCAUGUCCUCAGUGGGAAAAUAUUAGCAGUCAAGGUGAUCCCUUUAGAUAUUACACUGGAACUUCAGAAGCAGAUUAUGUCAGAAUUAGAAAUUCUUUACAAGUGUGAUUCAUCCUACAUCAUAGGAUUUUAUGGUGCUUUUUUUGUAGAAAACAGGAUUUCCCUUUGUACUGAAUUUAUGGAUGGGGGUUCUUUGGAUGUUUACAGGAAAAUUCCAGAACAUGUAUUGGGAAGAAUAGCAGUCGCUGUUGUUAAAGGCCUUACAUAUUUAUGGAGCUUAAAGAUUUUACAUAGGGAUGUGAAGCCAUCGAAUAUGUUGGUGAACACGAGAGGCCAGGUCAAGUUAUGUGACUUUGGGGUUAGCACGCAGCUGGUGAAUUCCAUAGCCAAGACGUAUGUGGGGACAAAUGCAUAUAUGGCGCCAGAAAGAAUUUCAGGAGAGCAAUAUGGCAUUCAUUCUGAUGUUUGGAGUCUAGGAAUUUCCUUUAUGGAGCUUGCUCUCGGGAGGUUCCCAUAUCCUCAGAUUCAGAAAAACCAGGGAUCUUUAAUGCCUCUCCAGUUACUCCAGUGCAUUGUUGAUGAGGAAUCGCCUGUCCUUCCAGUUGGGGAGUUCUCCGAGCCGUUUGUACACUUCAUCACUCAAUGUAUGAGAAAGCAACCAAAGGAACGACCAGCCCCUGAAGAGUUAAUGGGCCACCUCUUCAUCAUCCAGUAUGAUGAUGGGAAUGCUGAGGUUGUCUCCAUGUGGGUGUGUCGGAUGCUGGAGGAGAGGCGUUCACAACAGCAACAACAGCAACAGGGAUCCCAAUGAGCAGAAGAGAUGCUGUGUGUCCAAGCCAGAGAGACGGAUGCUCACCAAUGGCCACCUCGGACUCUUUAACAUUUUCAUGGGAGACUUUUUUCAACUACAUUUCAUCUGAUGGAGAUAUUUGACUAUGUAUGGUAAUUUUUUUAUUUGUCAAAGACAAAUCUAUUUCUUCCUCACACUCUCUUUCACACAGAAAGAUUAUCAUCCAUUUUAUCACUGUCCACCUUAAGGACGUACCAGUCAUCUUUAAGACAAUAUUAUUAUGUAUUUUAUUAAACUGUGUUUUGGUUUUGGUUUUGGUUUUGCUUCAAAGUAUUUUAUACAGCUUUUAUUCAGUCCUAGCACAGAAAAACAUACAUGGGUACGAUGAGCAUGCAUUUUAACAGUCCUCUGGAGUCAGUAAUAUAUCUGUUUUGGUUUUUAAUUUUUAAAUACCACAGUGAAGUGAGCAUUGACUACCCAGAGGAAGUUUUUAUUCUUCCAGGAUCCCUGAAAGAAUAAAAAGUGUAACAAGCAUCAGUCACAUGAUAUUAGCACAUGUAUGACUUUAUGCUCAUUAUGAUGAGUGCACCCAUAAUAAAAGUAGUCGGAGGAAAUGAAUCAAAUAUUCAAAGAAUUUCAGUGCCCUUUUUAACAUAAUGGAGGCUGCUUCAGUUUUUCUGUUUAUUUUUGACCAGCAUCUACAUAGGAGUUUCUCUGGCAAACCAAGCCUAAGGCCCAUAGCUGAAUGAGUAUAUUUGUUCCAUUUGCAUGGAGGACCCAUCGAUUCCCUGCCCUUUGUGAGUGAACGGUUCAGAUUGUGGGCAAAUGCAGUCUGUCCUCCCGUAGGAAGAAGGAGAAGGAUGAGGGGAAAGGGGGCAGGACACAAAGAGAGAGCAAAGGCCCCAUGGACUGUUAGCAGGCCAGUCUAAAAGGAAUGCAGCCCUUGACUGAAAAAGCAACUCCUUACCUGGCCCUAAGGUAAGGACCAAGUAUACAUGGACACUUGCACAACAUUAUUUCCUAACUUUUUUUGUCUUCUGAUUUCCAUUUUUCAAAUUCUAGACUUCCAAGGUAACAACCAUUUUGAAGAUAGAAGAACAGUAAACUCUCCUAAUGUUCCAGAUUUUCUUGUAUGUUUGAGGCUGUUUCACUUGGUCGGUGUAUGUAAUAAAAUGUAUUUUAAAUGUC